Messenger RNA from Echinops telfairi (small Madagascar hedgehog), 657 nucleotides. It is a transcript of the gene SLN, whose product is annotated as sarcolipin. The transcript is spliced from 2 exons. The coding region runs from base 124 to 219 and encodes 31 amino acids. Gene Ontology annotation, molecular function: enzyme regulator activity. Gene Ontology annotation, cellular component: membrane. The record is from RefSeq and is a predicted model, not a curated record. NCBI's taxonomy places the organism in Eukaryota, Metazoa, Chordata, Mammalia, Afrosoricida, Tenrecidae.
CAGGCGGUGCAGCGCGAGUUGGAGAGAGGAGACGCCCACUACAGUCAGGGAGGCGAGGACCAGCCGGCGUCUUUGGCGUGCCCUCAGAAGUCUGCCUCCAGUUGCCCUGAGUCGUUGUGGAGGAUGGAGCGAUCCACCCAGGAGCUGUUCCUCAACUUCACCGUGGUUCUGAUUACCGUGCUCCUUAUGUGGCUCCUUGUGAGGUCCUAUCAGUACUGAGAAGCCAUGCCGAGCUCCUGGGAUUGACUCCAAGGCUCCGGAGCUGCCUGCUGGGAUGGCCUGAGACCCUCUGCCUCUCCUGGGGUGCCUUCCAGUACACUGGGGGGCACCUUUGACCUGCGCUCGCGAUGUCUGAGUGCCCCAAUGAUAGCAUAGUGUAUUUGAAAAAGAUGAUGUUCUCCAGGGCUGCCAUGUGAGGGUUAGAUUUAUCCCCCACUUCUUACUGCAAAGGCAUUAGACAAGUCACAAGGUUAAAAUUAAACAGGAUCCAUGAUGACACAGGAUUGUAACAAACCCCUGAUCUCACCACCCAUCCCUUCAGCCCACACUGUCUGCAACUAAACUCUCAAUCAGCCUGCCGGAAGAAAGACCCGUCAGAGGGAGUUUCUGACAGCCUCUACAGCUAUCAUGUGAAUAAAGUUAAGUGAACCCCCAAAA